UCGUAAACAUUAACGGUCCAGUGUUACUCCAGCUUCCAGAUAUAUCCCGGCGCGGCGUCACCACAUCGAGGCGCGUGCACCACUCGCCCACACGUUCGUUAUUCUAUCGGACUUCACCAAUUUACAUAUUUUCUCUAAAUCCGCCGUUAAUCUCGUGGUAAUCCCGUUUUGUGACUGUUGUGGUUGUUCUGUGUCAGAAGUUGAAUUGAUGACUGUUGUUUUUUAAUAUUUAUAACGUGGCUUCAGUGGUAUUUGUGUCAUUCUUUCAAUUAUAAAGAUGUGCUAUGCGUCGCCCUCAUGUGGCCCUAGCUGAGAUUGUUCAUUGAGAGUUCCAGUGGUAUUUUCCAUUUUAUUUGCGAUCUCUGUCGACAAUAUGUCGCGCAGGGAGCUACGCAUUGAGCGGGUGGAGUACCCUCCGCCUCCCCCCAGUAAGUGUGCUAAGUUCCUGUACUACACGUGGAAGCUCUGCUCCGUGGUGUUCUCUCACUUCGUGAUGAUCAGCCUAGUUGUUGCAUACUGCAUCCUAGGCGCCGUCACCUUUGAGAGACUGGAGUCGCAACAUGAGAAGGAGGUGAAGAUGAACAUAUCUCAGAUCCGCAGCAACACAACGCACAGCAUCUGGCGUAUGACCAACAGCGUGACGUACCUAAACCAGCUUAACUGGACCUCUGAUGUCGUUGAUAUGUUAAAGGAUUUCGAGAACGCGAUAUUGCUGGAGAUGAAAGUGCGCGGCUGGGAUGGCAACGAAAGUACCGACCACAUCCAGUGGACCUUUACUGGAGCGCUCUUCUACUCUAUCAUUGUCAUCACCACCAUCGGGUACGGGCACAUUGCGCCCAAGACGCACUCGGGCAAGGUGGCUACCAUCUUCUACGCGAUCCUGGGCAUCCCACUGAUGCUGCUAUGUCUCUCCAACAUCGGCGACGUCAUGGCCUCCUCAUUCAGGUUCCUGUACUGGCGAGUAUGCUGCUACAUUAUAGAAGGGUUUUGUGAAGAGUGA
Messenger RNA from Leptidea sinapis, 1000 nucleotides. It is a transcript of the gene galene, whose product is annotated as potassium channel subfamily K member 9-like. Gene Ontology annotation, biological process: stabilization of membrane potential; potassium ion transmembrane transport. Gene Ontology annotation, molecular function: potassium ion leak channel activity. Lineage: Eukaryota; Metazoa; Arthropoda; Insecta; Lepidoptera; Pieridae. Gene Ontology annotation, cellular component: membrane. Bases 374 to 1000 code for a protein of 208 amino acids. The record is from RefSeq and is a predicted model, not a curated record. The transcript has 7 exons.